UUUAUUAUCUUCACACUUUAUUGUUUCUUUUCUGUGAUAUAAGGCAAGUAAAUAGGUAUAGAUUUGAUGCAGUAGUAUAUAUCCAGUCCCUAAGGGAAGUUGAACUUGAGUUUUUAUUUUGACAGCUACAAACCGGAAGUAGAAUGACUGUAUGUUGUCUUGCUUGACGCUGGUACAGGAAAAAGAGCAGGAUGUAGCGGUACAUGAUGUAUCGGGCUCGCUUCACAUCAAUCCAACCACCACAAGUCCUUCUGUGUAUCUAUGUCGACGCGGUGAGUCGGGUUUGGGGGAUGGGUGUUGUACGGAUCGUCAGCAGAGACGACUAACGUUUGAAAAAUGUCCAACAUCCUCGAUGCGGCGUCCAAAGUAAAAUGGGACCGCACGGCUGCGGCGAAGCGAGCCGUGUUCCUUGCGGCUGCCGCUUAUGGUGUCAAAACACUGUACCCCAUCAUCUGCAAGCAGCUCAGCAAAAACAAAGAUCCCAGGAAUAAAGGGUCAAAGGCGGAAAACGGGUCCGCCUGUUCGGUACAAACACGGAUAUGUGCUGCGGAUCUGAAGAAGACAUCCCCCGGGGUAAAUGCGGAAUUUUUCAAGCAGAUCCUCGAACUUGGUAAAAUCCUCUUCCCCAAGCUCGUGUCCAGAGAGCUGGGUUUGCUCUCCUUGCACUCGGUGGCGCUCAUAUCCAGGACGUUUCUGUCUAUUUACGUGGCCAGCUUGGACGGAAAGAUAGUGAAAACGAUAGUGGAGAAGGAGCCCAGGAGCUUCAUCAUUCAGCUGAUGAAAUGGCUCCUCAUUGCCAUCCCGGCCACGUUCGUCAACAGCGCCAUCCGGUACCUGGAGUGCAAACUGGCUCUGGCCUUCCGCACCCGGCUGGUGAACCAUGCCUACCGGACCUACUUCACCGAUCAGACCUACUACAGAGUCAGCAACAUGGACGGGAGGCUCGCCAACCCGGACCAGUCUCUCACUGAGGAUGUAAUGAUGUUCUCCCAGUCUGUGGCCCACCUCUACUCCAACCUCACCAAGCCCAUCCUGGACGUGAUGCUCACCUCCUACACGCUCAUACAGACCGCCAGGUCCAGGGGGGCCAACGCCAGUGGGCCCACCCUGCUGGCCGGCCUGGUGGUCUUUGCCACAGCUAAGGUCCUGCGUGCCUGCUCGCCUAAAUUUGGCAAGCUGGUGGCCGAGGAGGCUCAUAGGAAAGGCUACCUGCGCUAUGUACACUCCAGGAUCAUUGCGAAUGCUGAGGAGAUAGCUUUCUACAGGGGACACAAGGUGGAGAUGCGUCAGCUGCAGAAAUGCUACCGGGCCCUGGCGGACCAGAUGAACCUGAUCCUGUCAAAGCGUCUCUGGUACAUCAUGAUCGAGCAGUUCCUCAUGAAGUACGUGUGGAGCGGCAGCGGGCUCGUCAUGGUGGCCGUGCCCAUCAUCACCGCUACCGGCUUCGCUGACAACAAAACAGCAGACGGCCACACGCAGGUGAUGGUGAGCGAGAGGACAGAGGCUUUCACCACCGCCCGCAACCUCUUGGCUUCCGGAGCCGAUGCCAUCGAGAGGAUCAUGUCCUCCUACAAAGAGGUCACAGAGUUGGCAGGCUACACUGCACGGGUCCACAACAUGUUUGUGGUGUUUGAGGACGUCCAGAGGGGCAUUUACAAGCGCUCCUCUGUGUCAGCCACAACAGGAGCAGAGAAGAAGAGCAAGCCUGAGAUGCACAUAGAUGGACCGCUGGAGAUAAAGGGGGAAGUGAUAGAUGUGGACAACGGCAUUGUGUGUGAGAAUGUCCCAAUUAUUACACCGAAUGGGGACGUAGUAGUGUCUUGCCUGAAUGUCAAGGUAGAGGAGGGCAUGCACCUAUUGAUCACGGGGCCUAAUGGCUGUGGGAAAAGAUCUCUGUUCAGGAUCCUCAGCGGCUUGUGGCCUGUCUACGGCGGCCGCCUACACAAACCCUCUCCUGAACAUAUGUUCUACAUCCCUCAGAGGCCAUACAUGUCCAUGGGUUCACUGCGGGAUCAGGUGAUCUACCCAGACUCGGGGGAGGACAUGGCUGCCAGAGGCCUCAGUGACAAGGACCUGGAGGCCAUCUUGGACAUAGUCAACCUCAACCACAUUGUCACCAGAGAGGGAGGCUGGGAUGCUGAGCUGGACUGGAAGGACGUGCUGUCAGGAGGCGAGAAGCAGAGGAUGGGCAUGGCUCGCAUGUUCUACCACAAGCCUAAAUACGCACUGUUGGAUGAGUGUACGAGCGCUGUGAGCAUCGACGUGGAGGGAAAGAUAUUCCAGGCUGCGAAGGAUGCCGGCAUCUCUCUGCUCUCCAUCACACACAGACCCUCCCUGUGGAAGUACCACACCCACCUGCUCCAGUUCGACGGGGAGGGAGGCUGGCGCUUUGAGCAGCUGGACACAGCGACGCGCCUCUCCCUCACCGAGGAGAAACAGCGGCUGGAGGCCCAGCUGGCCGGCAUUCCCGAGAUGCAGCAUCGCCUCAACGAGCUCUGCAAGAUCCUGGGAGACGACUCUGUCCUCAAAACAGCCGAGGAGUGAGACAGGGAGGGGAGGAGGCCCGGAGGGGAAAAGAGUCAAAGGGGAGAAGGAGGAGAGGAA
Messenger RNA from Epinephelus lanceolatus (giant grouper), 2604 nucleotides. RefSeq names its product ATP-binding cassette, sub-family D (ALD), member 2 (gene abcd2). Gene Ontology annotation, biological process: peroxisome organization; fatty acid beta-oxidation; very long-chain fatty acid catabolic process. Gene Ontology annotation, cellular component: peroxisomal membrane. NCBI's taxonomy places the organism in Eukaryota, Metazoa, Chordata, Actinopteri, Perciformes, Serranidae. The record is from RefSeq and is a predicted model, not a curated record. Gene Ontology annotation, molecular function: ATP binding; ATP hydrolysis activity; ABC-type transporter activity.